Sphaerulina musiva SO2202 is the source of this 1725-nucleotide messenger RNA. RefSeq lists its product as uncharacterized. The transcript is spliced from 3 exons. Lineage: Eukaryota; Fungi; Ascomycota; Dothideomycetes; Mycosphaerellales; Mycosphaerellaceae. The record is from RefSeq and is a predicted model, not a curated record. Bases 1 to 1725 code for a protein of 574 amino acids.
AUGCUUAUGCAGAUUGGACAUCUCAAUGAUGAGCGGGCUCCAUACGCCGCUCGUGGGGACAACAUUGACUCUCAGGUACAUUACCUAAGUAUGGGAGGUACAUACCUACAUGUAGGUACAGGCAAUGAAUCUCCAGAGUCACCGGGAAAGCUGGAAUCGUGCUUUCCACCGACGAAUAUCGGAGACUCGUUUCACCUCGCUCAGAUCCCGAGCAUUAUUCCUUCAAGAUUCCACCAUCGUCACUUUCCCGCUUGUGACAGUCGUUCACCGACCAACGAACUGCGGAAGCAUGCUUAUGCUUGCACGCGCAUAAUUAUGGAUUCAGGAUUACAGACCGACUGUUUUGGGGCGACACCUGCAACACCAGCUGCUGCCGGAACCUUAGCGGGAGCAAGCCAUCAUCCGGCACGUAGAAGCGCAUACAUGCACGUACGAAGCACCCGAGCCCUCACAACGAAUGCUGAGCUACGCAGAAACAAGCCUUUCGUCGAUACCGAUCCUGGUCGAGAUGCACGACCGCUCUCGUCGGAACUGGGCCUAAGAGAUCGAAGCGCGGGCACACGCCUUUGCACCAUUACGGAGCAACAAAGCAUACCGACGCUGAAGACCAUCCCCUCCACCCGCACGUUUCAGCGACGGCUCGCAUCUCCCGAGCCUCAGCUCCGCCGGGAGAGGAGCGCGGCGCCAGCGGUCCAGCGACGGCGCCGUCUCUCGGCCGACGACAUCUUGGCCAAGGUUUUUCUCAGAAGCAGCUCUGCAGACCUGCCUGACAUACCGAGACGGGCAGAACCUCUGUAUGACCCACCUCAUCGUCGGCAUACGCCUCCCGGUUUCCCGAGAUGGCCUGGCGAGAACGAAACGAGUGCUCGAUCUGAUGGUCUCCGUCGACCGAUAUCCAACUGGCCUUUGCUGAUGCAGUGGCUGCGCGCGCACACUCGUAUAUGUGCACCUCAGGAUUGGCAGCAACAGCACUUGCUUCGUGAGAUCGCGUGGAACAGAUCCAGACCGAGCGGCGAGCGGCAUUGGAGACCACCCAGGAGCGCUCACUCCACGCAUCGCUUCGCAGACCUCUCAUCUCAUCCGUUCGCAUCUGCUCCACCAGGCCAUGUUGCCCUGACGCAGUCCCAGCGAAGCCUACGAUACGCGAGCGAGAAUCAUGUUCCUGUCACACCCACAAGAGCCCAAGCGAGAUUAGCCCAGCGAUCAGCACCCUUACCAUCCAACCUUUAUUCGAGUUCCUCUUCAGGGAGAUCUUUGAGGACACUGGCAUUACAUGGAACCGUGCAGCAGGGCAAUGAGAUACCUGCACAAUCUACGCCGAAGCUAUGCAAGCAUCAGCUUAGCAAGCUGAAGAAUACCCAGGCCAUAUCGUCCCCCGUCUUGCUCGCUCACCAUGGCCAGUCUGUGUCAUCUCUUGAUGGCUCUCUUGAUGGCACAUCACCUGAGAUCGCACUUCACGAAAUCUCACCAAUAGCGAUACGAGACCAUGCAGCUCUCCAUGUGCCGUCGACGGUUAGUGACUCUCGCCCAGUUCUGCGGCUGCAGUCAGAUUCUGAUGAGCCACCUUCGCCGACCACCCGGGUACUGGGCUCUUCGCCAAACGAAGCAGAUGAUGCCACUUUCGAUGUGCAUCCUGACCACCCCAUGCCUGGAAUCACACACGCCACGACAUUCUCGACCGACGUGUCCUGCGACACCAUGACAGAUCCCCAGGGUCGCGCAUAG